CAUCGAUCUUUCUCCUCGCCCACGUAGUACAAUCUCAUCUUGACAACCAUGGUGCAGCGUACUUCCAACGCCGAGGUCAUGUCGAUGGACCUGUCGCCCAAGAAGCCCGCCAAGGCCUACGGCAGCGACGGCGGCGCCUACUACGACUGGUCGCCGGCCGACCUGCCCAUGCUCGGCGGGGCCUCCAUCGGCGCCGCCAAGCUGCACCUCUCCGCCGGCGGCCUCGCGCUCCCCAGCUACUCCGACUCGUCCAAGAUCGCCUACGUGCUCCAGGGCGCCGGCGCCUGCGGCCUCGUCCUCCCCGAGGCGGCCAGCGAGAAGGUGAUCCCCGUCAAGGAGGGCGACACCCUGGCGCUCCCCUUCGGCGCCGUCACCUGGUGGCACAACGCCGAGGGCGCCUCCGCGGAGCUGGUGGUGCUCUUCCUCGGCGACACCUCCAAGGGCCACACUCCCGGCCGCUUCGCCAACUUCCAGCUCACCGGCGCCACCGGCAUCUUCACGGGCUUCUCCACCGAGUUCGUCGCGCGCGCCUGGGACCUCGACCAGGACGCCGCCGCCAAGAUCGUCUCCACCCAGCCUGGCUCCGGCAUCGUCAAGAUCGCCGCGGGGCACCGGAUGCCGGAGCCUCGCGCCGAGGACCGCCAGGGCGUGGUGCUCAACUGCCUCGAGGCGCCGCUCGACGUGGACAUCCCGGGCGGCGGCCGCGUGGUGGUGCUCAACACGGCCAACCUGCCACCGGUGAAGGACGUUGGGCUGGGCUCUGACCUCGUGAGGAUCGACGGUCGCUCCAUGUGCUCGCCGGGAUUCUCCUGCGACUCGGCCUACCAGGUCACCUACAUAGUGCGCGGCGGCGGCCGCGUCCAGGUCGUCGGCAUCGACGGCACCCGUGUACUGGAGACCCGCGCCGAGGCGGGCUGCCUCUUCAUCGUGCCUAGGUUCUUCGUCGUCUCCAAGAUCGCAGACGACACCGGCAUGGAGUGGUUCUCCAUCAUCACCACGCCAAACCCGAUCUUGAGAGAAGUGCAUAUUUCAACCCUGAACUCUUGCCCUGGUCUAGUUUACAACCCCAAACUCCAAUGCCGUCUAAAUUACAACCCCCAACUCUCAAAACCGGUUAGGAUCCAACCCUCUCCUCUCUGUUGACCGGUUUCGACCAGUCAACAGGUCCAGUCAGCAUGCCACGUCAGCAAAAAAAUUUGAAUCUAUAAAAUCGAAAAAAAUCCAGGAAAAGAAAUAAAAAAAUCAAAUUUGCAGGAAAAAAUCAGGGAAAAAUAAAAAAAACGAAUUUCCGAAAACAAAAUUAUCAAUAUUUCCAUGAAAAACCAAAAAAUACUUAAAAUAAAAAAACUCCAGGGAAAAAUUUCAAAUUCCCAAGAAAAAUAUUUAAAAAUGUAAAAUAAAAAAGUUAAAAUUUCUAGAAAAAGUAAUUUCCAAAAAAAUUAUUAUUUUUAUUUUUUCCUGAAAAUUACAGGAAAAGUUCUUGAAUUUUUUUCGCAAACUUUUUCCCCAGGAAAUUUUAUUUCGGAUUUUUUCUCGAUCUUACAGAUUUUUAAUUAUAUUUUCUUGAAAUUUUGAAUUUUUUUCUGAUGUGGCAUGCUGAUUGGACCCGAUGAUUGGUCAAAACCAGUCAACAAGGAGGGGAUGGUUGAAUCCUGACCGGUUUUGAGAGUUGAGGGUUGUAAUUUAGAUGGUAUUGAAGUUCGGGGUUGUAAAUUAGACUAGGGCAAGAGUUCGGGGUUGAAAAAUGCACUUCUCUCCCCGAUCUUUAGCCACUUGGCUGGUAGGACGUCGGUGUGGAAGGCGAUAUCGCCGGAGGUGCUAGAGACGGCCUUCAACACCACGCCAGAGAUGGAAAAGAUGUUCCGCUCCAAGAGGCUCGACUCUGAGAUCUUCUUUGCUCCCAACUAGAUCAUCCGCACAUUUGUCCAUCUCUGGCUUGGCAACACCUUAGAUUAUGUUUUGAUUAGGGUUGCCAAGGGUUAGUUGAAUUGAAGUUUGUCGCGUUUGAUGGAUUAUGUAAUAAUAAGCCUGAGAUGGAUUUGUCACGCUGGUUAGUUUUUAUUGAAAUCUGUGAGAUCAAUUAAUGUUUGAUCAAUGCAAGAUGUGUAUCGAUA
Messenger RNA from Triticum urartu, 2114 nucleotides. Its product is annotated as 11S globulin seed storage protein 2-like. Gene Ontology annotation, molecular function: nutrient reservoir activity. Lineage: Eukaryota; Viridiplantae; Streptophyta; Magnoliopsida; Poales; Poaceae. The record is from RefSeq and is a predicted model, not a curated record.